CUGUACUCGCCAUACACUUGCUAGGGUGCUGUCAGUAAGUAACCUUCCGUGGUUGUGCCGCUUGCUGUCAAACUGAGCAAGAUCUUAACCGAAAACAGCGAAAGAACCUCUACAAAAACUGCCUCAGGAGCAGUGAAGGGUCUUCAUGGCAGUUCGAAGAGGACACAUUAGGUACUUAAAAGAGGUGUAUGACAUGUCAAACGGUUAUGAGGACCACAUGGGAGGGGACGAGGGGAAGGAUGCCAAGACCAACUUGAUAGUGAACUACCUGCCCCAGAGCAUGACCCAGGACGAGCUGCGCAGCCUGUUCUGCAGCAUCGGAGAGGUGGAGUCAGCCAAGCUCAUAAGAGACAAAGUAGCAGGCCACAGUUUAGGGUACGGAUUUGUUAACUAUCUUAACCCUAGUGAUGCAGAAAGAGCUAUCAGUACUCUGAAUGGACUAAGACUACAGUCUAAAACUAUCAAGGUGUCGUACGCGAGGCCCAGCUCUGACACCAUCAAAGACGCUAACCUGUACAUCAGUGGCCUUCCUAAGACAAUGACCCAGAAGGAUGUGGAGGACAUGUUUGCCCGCUAUGGACGCAUCAUCAACUCCCGUGUGCUGGUGGACCAGGCCUCAGGUGGGGCAGGAGAUGGUCUGUCUCGGGGUGUGGCGUUCAUUCGUUUUGACAAAAGGGCAGAGGCUGAGGACGCCAUCAAAGACCUGAACGGUCAGAAGCCCCCUGGGGCCUCUGAGGCAAUUACCGUCAAGUUUGCUGCCAGCCCCAACCAGGCCAAGAACACCCAGCUGAUCUCCCAGCUCUACCACAACCAGUCUAGACGCUUUGGGGGCCCAGUGCACCAUCAAGCUCAGAGGUUCAGGUUCUCUCCAAUGAGCGUGGACCACAUGAGCGGCAUGUCUGGCGUGAGCGUGCCCAGCAGCGCGUCCUCCGGCUGGUGCAUCUUCAUCUACAACCUGGGCCAGGACGCGGACGAGGGCAUCCUGUGGCAGAUGUUUGGGCCAUUUGGCGCUGUUACCAACGUCAAAGUCAUCCGAGACUUCAACACCAACAAGUGCAAGGGCUUUGGCUUCGUCACCAUGACAAACUACGAGGAGGCAGCCAUGGCCAUCGCCAGCCUUAACGGCUAUCGGCUUGGAGACAAGAUCUUGCAGGUGUCCUUCAAGACCAGCAAAGGCCACAAGUAGAGCGGGGUGGGGAGGGGUGAGGGAGGGAGAGCGAACAAGAGAGAGAUGGGUGCCACCGGGCGUUUAUUGCAGAGAGUAGGACUUAAGUUGUCAGAACAACUUGUUUAAGCAUAUUCUAACUCUGAGCUGAUUUCCAGUCAUUGCAUCUUUGUACUAGUCAAAAAAUGUAUAGACAUGACAGAUUUUCUUCUUUGUUUUUACACUUAUAAGGGGGGUUGGGGGUGUAUCCCAUGCUGACCAAUUUCACAUUUUAAGAAUGAGUACAUAUUUAUGUAAGUGAGGCUAGAUUAUUGUCUUUGCCAUACGUUUGCAUGGUGGAUUAUCAUUUUGUAAGAGUCCCUCUAGCCAGUGUGACGGUGAAUACAAUACAAUUCAGUUUCUCAAACAUCUCAGUUAGGUUGAUUGGCAGCAUUUCACACACUAAAUUAUGCUUGUUCAUCUGUCCGUUUCCGGAGAAGGAAUUCAAAGCAUUUCUUUACCAGGAAGCAAGCAGCAUUUCUUUACCAGGAAGCAAGCAGCGGGAUGAUAUCCCCCUGAACUAAAGUACAGGAAAGCUUUGCUUUGUGCCAGGAUUGGACUCCAGUGUAGAAAUAGAUGCCUUAAUUGAUCAUCAGCUCCACCACCCUGUCACUCACUGUGUCUGCAGUGAUUCUGAGAGCAAAGCACUUUUUAAUCGUUUUGUUUUUUUUAGGGUAGCGUGUCAGUAGUUUUGAUGUAGUCAUCAGUCACUGAUUGGCUAAUGCAGGGGGCAUCCAAGUUUUAAAAACAUCAGUGUUGGCAUUGGGGGGGAAAGCAUGUCUGUGUGUCUACCAGUAAGGGGAAACUCCUAAAAACUGUCCUGUUUAAGGACCUGGAAGUACGAGGUGAGAAUAAAAGAGAUGGACCAAAGAGAUUGGAGGAUAUUAUAAAGUAUACCCCCCCCCCCCCCUUUCAUUAGUAAAGUAAACACUGAAAUAUUGGUCUUCCACUUCUAAUUCUUCUCCCCCCCUUUUGAAGAGAAUGUCAGAAGAGGUACUAAAACUGAUGUCACAGACCUGAGAGCAACUGCGCUUCAAAAACAAUUUCUUUUUCUUUUUAUGGCUUUGUUUUCUUUUUGAAAGAAACAUUUAUUUUCAAGAAGUAAAGAUGGGUAAAUGUGAUAUUGUGCUAAUGAUUGAGUUGAGGGAGAAUUAAUGGCCUUUGAUCCUUUUUGUUUUUAGUUUAGUUUUUGCUUAUUUUCCUCCUUUUUGUUUCGAUUUGAAUAUGUGAUCAUUAAAUUUUAUUUCGUUUUGCCGAACUUUCAGUUUUGUUUCAUUUCUUUUAUUUACUAACAAAUUUAGUUUUAAAUUUUUAUUUUCAUCUUGAUUUAGGCUCUGAAGAAUGCUACUCGUGGUAGAACCCCACUCUGCAGCCAGGAUGAAAGCGUUUCUGAACAGCCAAUGUAUAAUUGUAAUGUAUUUCAGUACAGGUUUCUGGAUAUAGUUGGCAAUGUAUCAGACAGUAUUGGAGCAGGAAGUUUUGGACCAGAACACUGGCCAGCUUGUAGAUAGAAUAGAUGGUUCUUUUUUGUCCUUUUUCACGACAGUUUGUUACCACAGUUUGUACUGAGCCUCAGAUAAAGAUGUAUAUUACACCAAUACAACUACAUGACACAUACUUAUUGUUAUACUUAGUGUUAACAGUGAACCUUUCCACAUGCUAAAUGCCAGGGUGUUUAUGACGCUAUGGGAGAGGGAACUAAGGCCAGAGAUCUGUAACUGGGACCUGAGGCAAGCGGUAUGAAGAAUGGGUUGAGUGGGUGCCUGGGGCCAUGUGCAAUGGUACGUACUCUACGUGUUCUGGUUAACUGUUUAAGUUAGUGGGGAGGCCAAUCAUUUUGGAGGCAUUGUGUGUGAUACGUAUAAGUUUGUAUGGUAACAUUAUAGCUGAGGUCUCUAGAACCCAUGCUUAUUAAGGCAAACACUUGGACCAAACAGAACUACUCUCAGUGGACAUGCACAGACCAAUCAGUAGCUUUCUGUCCAUAAAUUUCUUACUUAUAUUGGUCCAAUACACUAUAAUAACUCCUUUUGGAUUUUUAAGGAAUAUUCUUCAUUGGCCAAAAAGAUGGAAGUGGAGUUGAAGGGUGUUCUUGUGGUUGGUGCAUUUUUUUCCCUCCCAAUAACUCCUGCUGACUGACCUGGUAUAGCAACGUGUGGAACACAAGUUUUAACUGGUUCCCAGGCUGAUGACAGUAAUGUGUAGGUUUUGGAGAUUAAUUAUCCUUUUAAUUAUUUUAUCACAGACAACCGUCCCUCCCGUUAUAUCUUGAUGAUUGGACACUUCUUGUUGGCUGUCAUUUAGAUGCGUUUUUUUAAAGAUGCGUAAAGGGUUUUCAGUCUCUCGUUCAAGUCAACCAUCUAUACUGUUGCUUCCCCCCCACCAGUGCACUUUUGCUCUCACAGCGGCCUUGCCUGUCUAACACCUGUUUGACUAACAGCCACACACAUACGAGGAGCAGAUAGACCAGUGCAUCCUUUUUUAUUGUACAUGUUUUAGGGAGCGAUAUGUAAAAUUUUAUGACCCAAACAUUUCACACUCCAGUAUGUUGUUAUUCAUGCUGUGAUUAAUUUUGUUUUUACAGAUGACAAUAUCCACCACAUUACUUCUUAUUGUUGGCCUGUAGGCCUAAAAUUAAUAUUGAAUACAGAAUGUGAUAUUUAAGGAAAUAAUGUUUUUUUCAUGUAAAUUCCCUCCCUCACAAUAAAAACAGGUCAGGUACGAGAAAUGUCUAAUCGUAUGUUUUACUCACAUCCUUUUGAUAUCCUUUUUUUCAUUGAGCAGUUCCAACACACUGCCUCUCCUCAGACACCAGUGUGAAUAGAUCCUUGAGGGUGAACGAGACUCCUAGUUGAACUAAUACCUUGUUUUCCAGCCUUAAUUUAUGUUUGAUAUUGGAGGCCGCCAUGUCAGCAGAGGCACUUGGAUAUAAUUUAUUUCACUAGUUUUAUGACAUAGUACUACACGUUUGUACUAAUGUUGGGAGUGUUUUACCUUUUUGUUUAGUUUUUUGCUGUUGCUUUUUGUUUCAAACAAACCAAUGUAUAUGUUCAAUAACUAACAUUAUUUUUAAUAAAAUGAGAAAUGCCUUCA
Molecule: messenger RNA, 4297 nt
Organism: Hypomesus transpacificus
Lineage: Eukaryota; Metazoa; Chordata; Actinopteri; Osmeriformes; Osmeridae
Gene: elavl1a
Product: ELAV like RNA binding protein 1a
Exons: 7
Coding region: 146-1186 (346 amino acids)
Cellular component (GO): ribonucleoprotein complex
Molecular function (GO): RNA binding
Source: RefSeq, a predicted model, not a curated record